CCAACAGAGGAGCUAUUGUUGGUCCAGGACUGGGCAGCGGUGGCAGGUUGUGUCAGGGUGUAUUUCACACUCACUCCCCCCCUCUACCUGUUGAAUAUUUAGAUAAACUCAGGUCGCAGAAGGACAUAAAAAAAGUUCAAGCUUGUCUGUACGCAGGUGAGUUGGCGGAAGCGAAGAAGACACUCGGGAAAGGAGGAAGUAAAUAAGGACGACACGACCGUUGGGCUCGGAGCUCAACAGGUCACUUCACUGUUCAUCGUAGCGGCUCGGACUUUUCCCUGCCUCCCUUCGCUUUAGAAUUAAAUCUACAAAUAGACAAAAGAUGCCGUACGGACCGUGGAAGAAGAAAAACAAAUCCACGAAGGAGCAUCUGGUGGAGAACGAGGAGGUAAGCGGCGGACACGCAGGUGCGGGGAGCUUGGCUAAAUCCGCCGUAAACGGAGCGGGGCUCCCGCCUCCACCUGCCAACCUGCGGCCCAAACUGGUCUUCCACACGCAGCUGGCCCACGGAAGCCCGACCGGCAGGAUCGAGGGGUUUUCUAACGUCAAAGAGUUGUACGCCAAGAUAGCAGAGGCGUUUAACAUCAGCGCACCUGAGAUCCUGUUCUGCACCCUCAACACCCACAAGAUCGACAUGGAGAAGCUGCUGGGAGGUCAGAUCGGCCUCGAGGACUUUAUUUUCGCCCACAUCAGAGGACUCAAAAAGGAAGUGGAAGUGUAUAAAUCUGAAGAUGCUCUUGGCCUCACGAUCACCGACAACGGAGCAGGAUUUGCCUUCAUAAAGCGAAUCAGAGAGGGCAGCGUCGCGGACAAGGUGAAGGUGAUCUGCGUGGGCGACCACAUAGAGUGCGUUAACGGGCGCAACAUCGUCGGGACGCGGCAUUACGAGGUCGCUCGCAUGCUGAAGGACCUUCCCAGAGACAAACCUUUCACCCUCAAACUGGUGGAGCCCAUGAAGGCUUUCGAAAUGCUCGAGCCGAGGUCAAAGGGCGGCAAACCAGGUGGUGACAACAAGAUCGGCACGGGGAGGAGCACCCUGAGGCUCCGGUCUAAAGGUCCAGCGACUGUGGAGGACGAGCCAACAGAAUUUGAGGAGAAAGCCAUAAAGAAAGUGGACGACCUUCUGGAGAGCUACAUGGGCAUCAGAGACACCGAACUUGCCGCUACCAUGGUUGAAGUCGGCCGGGACAAGAAGAACCCCGAUGAAUUCGCCAUGGCGCUCGACCAGACCCUCGGAGACUUCGCUUUUCCCGAUGAGUUUGUCUUUGACGUGUGGGGGGCCAUCGGAGACGCCAAGCAGGGAAGGUUUUAGGGUUUCUGCAUCAUCCCGUCCACAUCGCACACUUCUUCCCCGACUCAGCAUUUUAACAUCCUGAAAAGCCACUGGACAAACAUCGAGAGGCUGGACAGAGGUUCUCCCUUUAGCUUUAGCUCUCGGCUGGGACGUAAAAGAAUUCAACUGGUUUAUGUUGUAAUC
Nematolebias whitei (Rio pearlfish) is the source of this 1477-nucleotide messenger RNA. RefSeq names its product GIPC PDZ domain containing family, member 2 (gene gipc2). The record is from RefSeq and is a predicted model, not a curated record. Bases 323 to 1312 code for a protein of 329 amino acids. Gene Ontology annotation, molecular function: protein binding. Lineage: Eukaryota; Metazoa; Chordata; Actinopteri; Cyprinodontiformes; Rivulidae. The transcript is spliced from 6 exons.